AUGGGAAGUACUAGUAGUGUAAUAAGUAACGCUGAUGUGCAAAACGACGGUAGUGUAGCGAGGAACAGGGCUACUAAGGCGUACAAGGCGAUCAGCUGCGAGGAUGAUCUUGGCGGGGUGGGCUCUCUGGACGCCACGUGUCAGAUCAGCAGCCACGUGCUGGUUCCUGAUGGGACGGACGUUUCUGGAAACGGCACGCUGGAGAUUCUUGCAGCUGUCAUGCUGCGAGAGGGUGCCAGCUUGGCAGCCUGCACGCUAUUGGUCGAAACUGGGCGGCUGACUGUGGCGUUUGGGGCGGCAGUAACGGCCAAGGGGCUCGCAGCAAAGGCGCCGGAUCAGACCAGUGGCACGCCGACCGAUGGGAAGGGGUCGGGGGGCGGGUAUGGUGGGCGAGGCGCAUCGUGUAGCGUGAACAGUGCCAGGCAGAGGAGCAUGAAUAGUGACAAUGUGGGCGGCAGGAGCGGCAGGGGGAUUAGGGGCAGCAGUGGCGGAAGAAACAGUGUCAGGGGGGAGAUCGGGGGCGGAAGCGGAUGGGGGGCCAAGGCGGAAUCAUGGGGGGAAGAGGCGGAAUCAUGGGGGGGAGAGGCGGAAUCAUGGGGGGGAGAUGCGUAUGCCUGGUCCACCCUCACUGAUCCGUGGAAAACGGGUAGCAAGGGGGGCGCGUUAGGGGAGGCGGAUGGGGGGGGGCUGGGGGGAGGGCGAGUGCGCAUUGUGGUGCGGGGGGAGGUGGUGGUGGAAGGGCGGAUAGACGCGGAUGGGGGGGAUGCGCAGACGGGCAGCAUGGGGAGCCUUGGGGGAGGAGGGUCAGCAGACACGUCUUCUCAGUUCCCUCUCUCGCCCUGUCCUCUCCCCCCUUCUCUUCCCCCUUCCUUCCCUCUUCAACAACGCCCCUCCAGCCAAGGCACUGGGCGCAUCUGCGCCAAUGGGGGAAAGGGGCACGGGGGAGGCGCGGGGGGGCGCGUAGCCAUCCAAUACCAGCCCCCCCCAUCCUCCCGCUCCCCCUCCCUCUCCUCCCCUUCCUCCUCCACUUCCCCCUCCUCCCCAUCCCCCUACCCCUCUCCCUCCUCCGCGCUCUCCCCCACCCUAUCCAUCCAAGCCACUGGGGGCCCCAGUGAGGCCUGCCCUUAUAACGCAGGCUCAGCCGGAACAGUCUUCAACUGGGCCAAACAAACCCUCGUUAUAGGAAACUCCAACCAGCCCUCGCACACCUUCACACCGCUCUUCACCGUGCCACUAUACCCCUACUGGGACGGCAUUAUAGUGGAAGGGGGGGCCAAAGUUGUCGCCCUGACCCGGAACUUCCGCCUUCGAAUCCGCUCCUGCGUGUGGUUCCGGGAAGGUUCCAGCGUGCUGUUUGGGAGCAGCACCGGGGGAGGGGGAGGGGGAGGCGGAGGGGGAGGGGGGGAUCAGCCUCCAUCUCCACCGUUGGAUCCUGAUGAGGCGGAGGUGGAGGUGGUGGUGGCGAAUCUGACGCUCACGAAUGCGACUCUGGAGGUGUAUGGGACGAUCAAGGGCGGUUCCUCCCUGGUCAGCUCGGGCCACGUGUGGCUGCAUGGGCAGAACGAGCUCGCUCUGGGCGGCAGGAGUCUGCUAGCUGCCAAAAAGCUCCUCAUCUCCAUGUUCAUUGCCGUCCGGGUUCUGGGCGGCAGCCGGAUCGCCGCCCCUCUCUCGCACGCCGCCCUUUCCCACCUCCAGUCACUCUCUGAGGGCGGCAGCACCGAACCAACAUUCCUGCUACAGCCGGCAUUCUCGCUACAGCCGAGUGUCUCUCUGCUACAGCCGCAGGAAAGCAGCAGCAAUGCGGCAAGCGGGAGCUGGGGCAGUCACUCCUUCUUGCCCUCCCCCUCCUCCUCCUCCUCCUCCUCCUCCUCCUCCUCCUCCUCCUCCUCCUCCUCCUCCUCCUCCUCCUCCUCCUCCUCCUCCUCCUCCUCCUCCUCCUUUGGCUCUGUGGCGGCGUAUGGUGGGUUUGCAGUGGAAAUAGAGGACCUGCCUUACUGCCACGUGGAGGAGUGUCCGUCCAGUGUGUCUCUUUCUUCCGCUGCUGCUGCUGCCGCUGCUGCUCUUGAGACGCUUAGAGGCAGAGAAAGUGGACAGCAGCAGUGGAAACAAGAGGAAGAACAAUACGGGCCUUCCACUCUGCCUACCUCCCUCCUUCCCAAACCUAUCUGUCCUCCUCUCCGCCAUUCCCGUGCAGGUCUGUUGUCUGGACAGCCUAUACGUGCAAGGGGCGAUGGAGGGGGGCAUUGCUUAUAUGUGCAAGGGGCAAUGGAAGGGGCGUUGGUGCGCAUAGAUGCCUCCUCCUCUCUGGUCAUCGACCACCGAGCGUCCAUCUCUGCUUCGGGCCUUGGUUGCCUGCCGGGCCAUGGCGUAGGGCAUGGCAGGGACGCACCAGCAGGGGGGAGUGGCGGAGGGGGGCAUGGGGGAAAGGGCGGUGCCGGCCAUUUCAAUGGGUCCCGGGCGGCAGGAGGGGCUGCAUACGGACGAACGAUGCCGCCCUGCAGUGUUGGGAGUGGGGGAGGGCUGGGGCCGGAGGGUCGAGGGAACAGCGGAGGCGGGCUGAUAGUGCUGGGCCCUGUGGCCCGCCUGGAGCUCUGGGGCGGCUCUCUGGCAGCAGACGGCUCGUUUCUCAACACACGUACUGUGGGAGGCGGGGCAGGGGGAAUGGGGGGCGGAGGAAGGGGAGAGGGAGGGGGAAGAGGGGGAGCGGCAGGUGGAGUAGGGGGAGUGGGGGGCGGAGAAGUAGGAUUGGAAGCUGGAAAAAGGGAAGUGGGGAGCGGAGGGUUGGGAGGAGGGGCAGGGGGGACGGUGGUGAUUCACGCAGCUUACCUGAACAUAACUCGAGGGGCUGUGAUAUCGGCUGCAGGCGGGCAGGGGCAUUCGGUGGGGGGAGGCGGAGGGGGCGGGGGGAAGUUGUACUUCGCAUGGCAGAACCUGGAGCGGACGAGAGGGGAUGAGUACACACCACGUGCUACUAUCGAGGGGAAUUGGACUGAUGCUAUCAAAACAAGUGGAGGCCAGGGCAGCUACGAGGGGGAGGAUGGUGAGGUGGGAGUGACGGGGUCGGCGGAUUGUCCACCGGGGCUGGUGGGGCUGUUGUGUGAGGAGUGCCCUGUGGGAACCUUCAAGACCCAGUCCGGCUCCGACCCUUCUCUCUGCCUGCCCUGCCCGCUCGACCUGCUGCCACACCAUGCUGAAUUCACCUACAAGCGAGGCGGUGCCAGCAGUGCCCCUUGUCCCUACCGCUGCCUCUCCUCGCACUUCUCUCUGCCCCACUGCGACACGCCAAUGGAAGGGCUCAUUCGCGACCUGGGCGGGCCAUGGGUGUUCGCCCUGGCCUGCACGCUCUCCGUGCUGCUGCUGGGGUUUGCGAUUACUCUCGCUCGUGCGAGAUUGCUGCUGGCAGGGGACGACCUGGCCCAGCCGCAGACGAGGGACUCAGACGUCUCUUCCCAUAUGGACCACUCCCUGCCUUUUCUAGAGUCUCUGAACGAGGUGAUGGAGAACACGAGGGUGGAAGAGGCAGCCUCACAUGUCCACCGGGUCUUUUUCUGCGGAGACAACUCCUUCUCUCACCCGCUGCACCUCCCACACUCCCCGCCCCGCGCCAUCUCCGAUCUCGUAUACGAAGACUCAUACAACCGUCUUGUCGACGAGGUGAACGCAAUCGCGUGUUUCCGGUGGUGGGAGGGGUGUGUGCACUCGCUGCUGGCGCUGCUCGCGCUGCCGUUUGCAUGGUCGUGGCAGCAGUGGCGGCGCCGCCUGGUGGUGCAGCGGCUGAGGGAGUUUGUUCACACGCGCUACGACCACUCGUGUCUCCGCUCCUGCCGCUCCCGCGCUCUAUAUGAAGGGCUCAAGGUGUCAGCUACCCCGGAUCUGGUCCUAGGCUACAUGGACGUGUUUCUGGGCGGCGACGAGAUGGCCACGCACAUGCUGCCGAGCUUUGCCGACCGCCUGCCGCUGCUGCUGGUGCUGGGCGGCAACGGGUCGUACAUGGCACCGUACCAUCUCUUUACGGACGACCUCCUUACGAACAUCAUCUCCCAGGUGUGCUCUCAGGUCAGGUGUGUCCCGCUUCCCCAUUCCAUCCCAUCCUAUUCCAUCCCAUCCUAUUCCAUCCCAUCCUAUUCCAUCCCAUCCUAUUCCAUCCCAUCCUAUUCCAUCCCAUCCUAUUCCAUCCCAUCCUAUUCCAUCCCAUCCUAUUCCAUCCCAUCCUAUUCCAUCCCAUCCUAUUCCAUCCCAUCCUAUUCCAUCCCAUCCUAUUCCAUCCCAUCCUAUUCCAUCCCAUCCUAUUCCAUCCCAUCCUAUUCCAUCCCAUCCUAUUCCAUCCCAUCCUAUUCCAUCCCAUCCUAUUCCAUCCCAUCCUAUUCCAUCCCAUCCUAUUCCAUAUUCCAUCCCAUCCUAUUCCAUCCCAUCCUAUUCCAUCCCAUCCUAUUCCAUCCCAUCCUAUUCCAUCCCAUCCUAUUCCAUCCCAUCCUAUUCCAUCCCAUCCUAUUCCAUCCCAUCCUAUUCCAUCCCAUCCUAUUCCAUCCCAUCCUAUUCCAUCCCAUCCUAUUCCAUCCCAUCCUAUUCCAUCCCAUCCUAUUCCAUCCCAUCCUAUUCCAUCCCAUCCUAUUCCAUCCCAUCCUAUUCCAUCCCAUCCUAUUCCAUCCCAUCCUAUUCCAUCCCAUCCUAUUCCAUCCCAUCCUAUUCCAUCCCAUCCUAUUCCAUCCCAUCCUAUUCCAUCCCAUCCUAUUCCAUCCCAUCCUAUUCCAUCCCAUCCUAUUCCAUCCCAUCCUAUUCCAUCCCAUCCUAUUCCAUCCCAUCCUAUUCCAUCCCAUCCUAUUCCAUCCCAUCCUAUUCCAUCCCAUCCUAUUCCAUCCCAUCCUAUUCCAUCCCAUCCUAUUCCAUCCCAUCCUAUUCCAUCCCAUCCUAUUCCAUCCCAUCCUAUUCCAUCCCAUCCUAUUCCAUCCCAUCCUAUUCCAUCCCAUCCUAUUCCAUCCCAUCCUAUUCCAUCCCAUCCUAUUCCAUCCCAUCCUAUUCCAUCCCAUCCUAUUCCAUCCCAUCCUAUUCCAUCCCAUCCUAUUCCAUCCCAUCCUAUUCCAUCCCAUCCUAUUCCAUCCCAUCCUAUUCCAUCCCAUCCUAUUCCAUCCCAUCCUAUUCCAUCCCAUCCUAUUCCAUCCCAUCCUAUUCCAUCCCAUCCUAUUCCAUCCCAUCCUAUUCCAUCCCAUCCUAUUCCAUCCCAUCCUAUUCCAUCCCAUCCUAUUCCAUCCCAUCCUAUUCCAUCCCAUCCUAUUCCAUCCCAUCCUAUUCCAUCCCAUCCUAUUCCAUCCCUUCCUAUUCCAUCCCAUCCUAUUCCAUCCCAUCCUAUUCCAUCCCAUCCUAUUCCAUCCCAUCCUAUUCCAUCCCAUCCUAUUCCAUCCCAUCCUAUUCCAUCCCAUCCCAUUCCCUUUCCUCCCACAUCCCAUCGCAGGCCAUCCCCCCAACAGUGUGGUACCGCCUGGUAGCGGGGUUGAACGCCCAUAUGCGCACCGUUACCCACGGCGCCUUGCAGAGAUCGCUCAAGCCCCUGCUGCGCUGGCUGUGCACGCAUGUCAACCCUUCGCUGGAAGCCCACGGCGUCUCCGCACACCUGGCCUGGCUGCAGCCAGCAUAAUCCAGCUUGCUCUGUGUCUCGACCACCCCGAGAGCACCGAUCACUGCAACGACUACCUCCCCUCUUCUGCUGCUGCUGCUGCUUCUGCCGACCCUGCUGGCCAUUUGUCUGGUCCGAGCCUCACCUCCUUCGCUUCGGCAGCUGCGCCGAACUUGGCCGGUUUUGGCAGCAGCUUCGGGAGCAGUCGGCUGGGUGGGUUCGGUGGUUCGGACACAGGAUGGGGCAGGGCAGGAGAGAGACUGGGACCUGAAGUCUCUGCUUCUGCUUUCACUUCUCCUCGCACUGCUACUCUUCCUCCUUCCGCUCUUCCCCCCUCUGCCUUUGCUCCUGUCUCUUUGCUUUCCUCUCACGCUCGGGCGUUGUCGGAUGUCCCCCGCUCCAUCUCCUCUCUCUCGCACCAACACACCCCGCACCAACACAACUCGCAGCGGCAGCAGCAGCAACAACAGCAACACGAGCACCAGCAGCAGCAACAGCAGCAGCAGCGGCAGCGGUGGCAGCAAAGCAUCUCCCCAUCCUCUCUUCUCUCAAAUCCCUACCUCAAUCCCUACUCCGCUUCCUCUCUCUACACCCCAUACUCGUUAACAGCCACUCCCACCUCCUCCACCGCACACCCCUAUUCCACCACAUCCCCCUCACCCCUCCCAAUGACCCUACCCUCUCAACUCGAUGCUCUCCUUCUCCUACGUGACGCCUCCACCCAACCAGCUGUCGCCACGUCAGCAGGCUUAUCCACUCGUUACUUGCCAGCUGGAGGCUUCAGCGGCUACAGUGGCGGUGGCUAUUCGGGCAGGGCUGGGAGCGCUGGUGCCACUCCUGGUGGCCCACUGGGUGGGGAGGGCGCUGGUAGACUCUACUCCCAAAGCUCCUUGCAAGAGCAGCAGCAGCAGCAACGACAACAACAGCAGCAGCAGCAGCAGCGAAGGCAGCAAGAAGACUUGAGUGUCCGGUUGCCGGCUCGAGCACUAUCAAUAAAGCUUCCCUCUCAGCAGCAGCAGCAGUCAGGAGGGGAGCGAAGCCCUUCCCUUUCAUCCCUCCCCCCUCUCUCCCCUCAUAGGUUCGAACACCGACCCUCCCUCUCACACCUCCCCUCUGCUGAACCUACACCCGGACCUGCUGGCCCGGCUCACUUUGCUCCCAGGUUCGACACAGGCUCGGGAAGCGGUCUGGCAAGAAGCAUCCACGGCUCGAUUCCCGAGAAUCUCUCUUUGCUGAGUGACAAGGAGGCGAGAUGGGGCGGCGAGAGGAGGCAAGUGGAGCGGCAAAUUUCGUCUGUUUCUGCGGGGUUGCUGUGGCAGGCGGCGGGGGGGCGGGUGGGGAAGAGGCAGCAGGGGGGGCUGAUAGACGCACAGGUGUUGCAGCGGCUGGAUGGGGGGCGAGGGCUAUACUUGCCUGGCUGUGGGCUGCUGCUGCGAAACACCCUGCCGGUUGGCCACGAUGCAGCAGUGGGUUUGGCCAUGUCAAUGCUUCUCCUGGCCGACCUCUGCCUCUUCCUCCUCUGCCUACUCCAGUCCUACAGCACCUCCCUCCUCGCCUUCGCUCUCAUGCUCUUUGUCCUGCCGCUCGCGCCGCUCUUCUCAGCAGCAGCGGGGUUGAAUGCCCUCUUUGCCCAUGGGGCGAGGGGAGGAGCGGGGCUGGGAAGGGUCUAUGGGCUCUGGAACAUCACUUCGCUUGCCAACGGGGUGGUUGCUGUGACCCUGGGAGUGUUUCAUGUAUGGCAAACUUACAAGGGCACUCCUUCAGGUGCUCCUCCCAGGGAGUCAGCAGCAACAGAAGAGUUUACGUGGCUGCUAUUCCCUGCCAUGUUCGUGGCCUGCAAGCUGGCUCAAGCACGAGUCAUAGACCGCCACGUGGCAAAUCUGGAGAUUCAGGAUCGCACCCUGCUGGCAGAGGACCCGACUGUCUUUUGGGAGGCGUAA
Molecule: messenger RNA, 7551 nt
Organism: Closterium sp. Naga37s-1
Lineage: Eukaryota; Viridiplantae; Streptophyta; Zygnematophyceae; Desmidiales; Closteriaceae
Source: the annotation of a GenBank genome assembly